AUGAAACGUUCUGCAGGAGACCGAUUUGGAAGUGGAAGUAAACGGACACGAAUGGACAGUUAUGAAGAAGCUUUAGCGAAUGGCAAAUAUGAACUACGAUUGGUAGUGACGAGUCGAGGCGCUGGUGGUAUCAUUGGCAGGGGAGGCGAGAAUAUCAAACGCCUCCGUUCUGAGUUCGACGCGAACCUGACCGUCCCAGAUAGCCAGACGCCCGAACGGGUACUGACACUCACAGCUACAACAGAAAACAUCGCAAACUGCUUACGUGAAAUUAUACCACGUCUGGAUGAAAAUCGCGAAGAUGAUCAUGAUCGACGAAUGAAGAAAGCAGACAGAUCGGAUAGUGAAAUGAAAGUUUUAGUACAUGAAUCUCAUGCCGGUGCUGUUAUUGGCCGUGGUGGGUCACGAAUAAAGGAACUUCGCGAAAAAACUGGGGCACAACUCAAGGUUUUUUCUCGUUGUGCACCACAAUCAACUGAAAGAAUCGUACUGUUGAAUGGUGAAGUGGAAAAAAUAAUUGAUUGUAUCAAUAUCAUUAUUGAUGUGUUGAAAGAGAUCCCAAUAAAGGGACCUGUUCGGCCAUAUGAUCCGAUGUAUUAUGAUCCAGAUAUCAUUAGCGAUUAUGGUGGGUAUGUUCCUGAUCGGAAUUUUAUCUCACGUGUAGGUCGAGGAAGAGACUUUGGGUUUAGCAGUGGUAUAAUUCCUUCACGAUAUCCUGGAAGAGAUGAUCGUUAUGGUGGAAUGAGGGAUAUGAUGGGCCGCUAUUCACCUAUUCCAGCUAUGCAGACCACACAGGUGGAAACAACUGACGUUACAAUUCCGGACGAAUUAGGAGGUGCGAUAAUAGGUAAAGGUGGUUCACGAAUCAACCGAGUGCGUGAAGAAUCGGGAGCACAGAUCGAAGUUGAGCCUCAUCGCGAUAAUGGUGGUGAUCGGAUCAUAACAAUAUCUGGUACUCGAGAGCAAAUUCAGGCAGCACAAUAUUUGCUGCAACAGUGCGUUCGUACGUCGGAAGCUGGAAGACGUUAUUUAAGCGAGCAUUAA
Brugia pahangi is the source of this 1044-nucleotide messenger RNA. NCBI's taxonomy places the organism in Eukaryota, Metazoa, Nematoda, Chromadorea, Rhabditida, Onchocercidae. The record is from the annotation of a GenBank genome assembly.